This is a messenger RNA of Mesocestoides corti, 624 nucleotides long. Lineage: Eukaryota; Metazoa; Platyhelminthes; Cestoda; Cyclophyllidea; Mesocestoididae. The record is from the annotation of a GenBank genome assembly.
AUGACCGCGACGAUUGUUAUGAUGAUGAUGAUGACUAUUGUCGGUGAUGAUGUUGAUGAUGUUGGCGUUGAUGACGACGGCGGUGUUGAUGAUGAUGUUGAUGGUGGCGGCGGUGCUGAUGACGAUGGUGGUUAUGGCGCUAAUGAUGUUGAUAAUGGUGGUGACAAGCUCACGCCCAUUCAGGCACUAUUCCACGUACCCCUUCUCCUUGAGGGGGAUCUCAUCCCCCUCACCCUCACUCUCCUCCUCCUCCUCCUUCUUCCCUUCCUUCCCUCCCGCCUUCUCCGUUGCCUUCUUCUUCCACCAGUCCAGUCCACUGCACUGAGUUGUCCUAGGAAGAGAAAGCUGAUGUCACUGGCGCACCGGAGCACUCACAAAGCCUCCAUCCUCCCCAGGAGUUGGACUGAUGCUAUGCCGAAAACUCACCUUUACCACGCCACGCCACACAAUUCGACCAAGUCGCUGUGGUGUCCCGCCGAACCUGCCAUCGUCCCAAGCCACACCACCAUCGCAACUUCUCGCACGCACGCACGCACACCACGCUGUCCAAUUCACUCGAUGACGAAGGUCAGGCAGGAGAAGCAGAAGAAGACGCAGAAGAAGACUGCAAACUCUUCUACCUAA